Molecule: messenger RNA, 1158 nt
Organism: Magnolia sinica
Lineage: Eukaryota; Viridiplantae; Streptophyta; Magnoliopsida; Magnoliales; Magnoliaceae
Product: peroxidase 40-like
Exons: 4
Coding region: 38-1048 (336 amino acids)
Biological process (GO): response to oxidative stress; hydrogen peroxide catabolic process
Molecular function (GO): peroxidase activity; heme binding
Source: RefSeq, a predicted model, not a curated record
AGAGCACAACUUAGUAGAAGCUGUGCUUUUAUUCAAUAUGGUGCAGUACCCUUUUUGUGCUUUGCUUAUGCUUAGUCUACUGAUCUUCUUGGCCACCAUUCCAAAUGCCUUCUUCACCCAAGCAUGCCUAACCACUGGCUAUCUACGAGCCGACGCAUACCAGACCCGCUGCCCCGGCGUGGAAGCAAUUGUCUUUGCAGGUGUAGAGCAGGCCGUGGCCGACGACCCACGAAUGGCUGCGUCGCUUCUCCGUCUACAUUUCCAUGAUUGCUUCGUUAAUGGGUGCGACGCAUCGGUGCUGUUAGACGACACACUUACAUUUGAAGGAGAGAAGACAGCAGCGCCUAACUUGAAUUCACUGAGAGGGUUUGAGGUGAUUGAUGCUAUCAAAUCAGAGCUGGAAUUUGCAUGCCCUGAAACCGUCUCUUGCGCUGAUAUUCUUGCAAUUGCAGCUCGCGACUCUGUUGUGCUUUCAGGUGGGCCCACAUGGCAAGUGCUGAUGGGAAGGAGGGACAGCUUGUUCGCCAACAAGGGAUUAGCGAAUAAAAACAUACCCGCUCCAAAUUCUGAUGUGGCAACGCUCGUCAGUAAGUUUCAGAACGUCGGAUUGUCCCAGAAAGAUAUGGUUGCCCUUUCAGGUGGUCACACCAUUGGAAAAGCUCGGUGCUCAACAUUUAGCACUCGCCUAAAGGGCAGUAGCAGUUCCGAUAGUCCAGGCCUUGAUAAAGACUUCCUCGCUUCAUUGCAACAGCUAUGCUCUGAAUUUGAUAACAAUAACAUGACAUUAGCUGAGCUCGACUUUGUGACACCAGCUACCUUCGACAACCAAUACUACACCAACCUCUUAUCUGGAGAGGGCCUACUCGCAUCCGACCAAGCCCUUGUGGCCGAAGAUGGCAUCGCCACCCGCAAUCUUGUGGAGACAUAUGCCGAGGACCCACAAGCCUUCUUUGAAGACUUCAAGACAUCAAUGGUGAAAAUGGGGAGCUUGAAACCACUUACUGGGAAGAGUGGCCAAAUUCGUCAUAAUUGCCGGAUUAUGAACUAAAUUAUAUUAUGUCUACUUAAUUCCUAGAUUAGAUGUUGAUUAAGUGGGUGUGCUUUCUAUUGUAUGCUUUGGAUGGUUGUUUGUUCUGGUGUUGAUUGUGUGGGUGUGGA